Marchantia polymorpha subsp. ruderalis is the source of this 1353-nucleotide messenger RNA. NCBI's taxonomy places the organism in Eukaryota, Viridiplantae, Streptophyta, Marchantiopsida, Marchantiales, Marchantiaceae. The record is from the annotation of a GenBank genome assembly.
AUGCCCCUGUCGAGUCGCGCGACGGAGAACGGCGACGGGCCACAGAACGCCGCGGGUCGUCUUGACGAGCGGGAGAGCGUCGCGUUGAGGAGAGCGGUGUUGUCGUCCAGGGGAAGAGUGAGUCGCGCGAUUAAGAGCUCCAAAGGGAAGGCCGUCGCGUACGCGGACAACGUGGUUCCCGCCGAGCUCCGUCGUCUUCUCGAGCGCGAGCUCGACGUCAUGGCGGAGCGACCCGACGCGGACUUCCAGCCGGGGUCGCAAGGCAGGGUACAAAACCUCAUCAAUCCCUCGAUGUAUCCCUACAUUCGUGGUACGAGCCACCUCCGCGACCGGGGCGCCGGCUUCGAGGUCGCGAGCCCGGACUCCCCAGCCCCAGGCUCGUCGUGGACUUACCAGUGCCUGCCGUCGCAGAUCUUCGUGGACGCUGAGGGCGACGCGACAAUCCGGUCGUACGUGAACAACGUCGACCGGGAGUCGACCGGAGACCUGUACAAUACCAUGGAGCUCUUGUUCGCCCUCUUCGUGCCGAUGUUCGAAAGCGUUCUGAAGAAGAAACUGCGUUCCCGGGAGUUGCAGGUCAUCGUCAAAGCCGUCAACUACGUGAUCCAACCCGAGGGCAGAUCGUACGAAGGAGGCUGGCACAUGGAAGGCAUGGAGCACGAGCACAUCGUCGCGGCCGGGAUGUACUACUACUCCACCUCGCCGUGCCUGCAGGACGUCGGGUUGAAAUUUCGGCCAAUGUCCUCGCCGCCGCCGACGACGACGACGACCGCCAACUCCGAUCGCCUCCGCCUACUGGUCGAGACGGUGGAGGUCAUGCGAAUGCUGCGAACUUCCACCAGAGAGAUUCGCCGGUACGUGAGGAGCAGGCCGGCGCGGCAACCGACUCCCGGCGACGAGAUCAUGCGAUUCGACGGAGUGGACGCCCGGCGGAUGCGCUACCAGCCCGCCGACGCGAGGGCGCCCGGCGAGUUCGUGAUCCCGACGAGGGAAAAUCGGCUGCUGGUGUUCGCGAACGAGAUCCGGCACAAGGUCGGCUCGCUCGUCAACACCGGCGCCAGCACCGGCGUCCGCAAGACGUUCAUGUUCUUCCUCGUCGACCCCGGCGCGACCAUCGUGUCGACGCGCGACGUCCCCGCGCAGCAGUGGGAACGCGUGCGCCUGCGCCAGGCGGCCGCUCUCCGCGCGGCCAGCGGCUUACCGGACGAGAUUCUGAGCAACAUCGUCGCCCGUGCCAAGAGCGGCUUCACGUCGGCCGAGGCCCGCGCCCACCGUCUGCGCUUUCUGCGGGAGCGGAUGGUCUUCGUGGACGACGACAGCGCCGACGACGACGACGGCGCUCUCGACGGUUGA